AUUGUGGUUGAGGGCAAGUGGCCGCUGAGGCCAGAGAAGCCAGAUAGGCGCCAUGUUUGAUAUGAUCAAACAUUGGCGCCCUUAAAGAAUCCAGAGACAACUGGAGCCAGGAUGUCGCCAUAUUUUCUGAAGACACCUUCCGGGUCUCUUAACCCGGCUGUCUAAAUCCAAGCUGCCAUGAAGUGAAUAAACACCGAGGGGUUUCGUUUGUCCCCAUCACAACCCCCCCGAAUCCCUAGCAGCCAGUCCCUGCUACCUCGGUGCCCUCGACUGCGUCCGGACGCUAAGGCUGGGCGGGGCCCCGGCCUCCGGAGCCCUUCCUGUGGACGACGAAAGCUGAGGCCGCGCGCGGGGAGGCAGUGGCCUGGGGGACUGGGCGGCUGCUGCUCGGGGCCGGGAGGCCCCAUGGCGCCCCCCCCAGCCCCGCUCCUGGCGCUGAGACCGGGGGAUACCGGGGUUGGUUGUAAGAAGCCUGGGGCCGUGAGCUUCGCGGACGUGGCCGUGUACUUCUCCCCGGAGGAGUGGGGGUGUCUGCGGCCCGCGCAGCGGGCCCUGUACCGGGACGUGAUGCGGGAGACCUACGGCCACCUGGGCGCGCUCGGAUUCCCAGGCCCCAAACCAGCCCUCAUCUCUUGGAUGGAACAGGAGAGUGAGGCUUGGAGUCCCGCCGCCCAGGAUCCUGAGGAGGGGGAAAGCCUGGGAGGAGCUCUGAGAGGAGGCACCCCAAACCAGAAGGAAGAGGCACCAGAGGAAGGGCCAGGAGCCAAGGGACCCAGAAAGACUCCUGGGAAGGAGCCUUCUAAAGAGCUGGUUAAACACAACCCUGACUGGACCGUAAGAAAGGUUUUGGCAAGAGCACAGCAACCCACCAGCGCUGCCUGGAACCAGAGCACAGGUGUGCAGCCCUCGGUCCCGGUGCCCGGCGUGGACACUCAGGACAGCCAGCGGCGUCACGUGUGUGCGGACUGUGGCCGCCGCUUCACCUACCCCUCGCUGCUGGUCAGCCACCGGCGCAUGCACUCAGGGGAGCGGCCCUUCCCCUGCCCCGAGUGUGGCAUGCGCUUCAAGAGGAAGUUCGCUGUGGAAGCCCACCAGUGGAUCCAUCGCUCUUGCUCUGGGGGGCGGCGGGGUCGGAGGCCUGGGAUUCGGGCUGUGCCUCGGGCUCCGGUGCGGGGGGACCGGGACCCGCCGGUGCUGUUCCGACACUACCCGGACAUCUUUGAGGAGUGCGGGUGAGCUGCUCCAGCAGGCUGGGGUGGAGCCUGACCUUGGACUGCCUGGGCCCCCCAGGGAGGCUCCUGAGUCAGGGAUUUGGGAACCAGAAAUUCAUCCCUUGGGCUUCCCUCGAGGAUCCCUCAAGUUUUCAAACUUGUAAAAAGAAAAGUGCCUGUAAAGAUUCAAAUAGAUUAAACUUGACGCUACUCCCCUCUCAGGCUUUCUAAAAAACUGAAGAGGGUAGACUUUUCUCAAAGUGUUCAUCUCAGCAGCACAUGCCACCGAGAUCUUUCUGGGGUCUCAGAAACCAGCCCUUGCUGCUUCUCUACAGAGGAAGCAAAUGCUGAGGGGACUAAGGCCUGGGGAGGCCCCAGGGGGUGGCGAAGCCCUGGCUAAUUGACAGCAGCAGGGAGUCUGGGAAGUGAAGUGGGUGGAAAGAACACAGAUGCAUGGAUCUAGUCUCUGCAACUUGUCCCCAGGCACAGCUGGUAAGUCACAUGCCAUCCCUGAGCCUCAGCUCCCUCACCUGUAAAAUAGAGAUUCAUAAUAUCUACCUCAGAGGGUUACUGUGAAGGCUGAAAUUUUAACAAGGUAGUAUGUACAACAUAGUAAUUGUGCAAUAAACAUUUGUGGGAAGAACAAA
Felis catus (domestic cat) is the source of this 1858-nucleotide messenger RNA. It is a transcript of the gene ZNF688, whose product is annotated as zinc finger protein 688. The record is from RefSeq and is a predicted model, not a curated record. The transcript has 3 exons. NCBI's taxonomy places the organism in Eukaryota, Metazoa, Chordata, Mammalia, Carnivora, Felidae. The coding region runs from base 406 to 1236 and encodes 276 amino acids. Gene Ontology annotation, biological process: regulation of DNA-templated transcription.